AUGUCUCCCAUCCAAAAAGGCGCUACCGUCCUCGUGACUGGAGCUUCCGGCUUCAUCUCGUCCCACACUGUCGAGGCGCUCCUCGAGCACGGCUACAAGACUGUCGGUACCGUCCGAAGCACCGCGAAGGGAGACUACUUGAAGGACCUUUUCAAGGGCAAGGGUGACUUUAGCUAUGUCAUCGUCGAGGAUAUCGGACAGGACAACGCGUUCGACGAGGCCGUCAAGAACGUCGACGCCGUCCUCCACAUGGCCUCGCCCUUCCACUUUGAGGCCGACGACCCACAGGAGCUCUUUGUCCCCGCUGUGAACGGUACCCUCGGUGUUCUCAAGUCCAUAAAGAAGAACAACCCGGAUGUCAAGCGCGUGGUCAUCACCUCGUCGGUCGCGGCGAUCAUCUCGAGCAACAUCAAGCCGCCUCACACUUUCACCGAGAAGGACUGGAACGAGGUGUCGAUUCCGGCGUGCGAGAAGGACGGGAAGAAGGCGAGCAACUCGGACAAGUACAGGGCGAGCAAGACUCUUGCCGAGCAGGCGUUCUGGAAGUUCCAGAAGGAGGAGAAGCCGUCUUGGGACGGAGCGACCAUCAACCCGCCUAUGGUUCUUGGCCCAGUCAUCCACCAGUGCGAGUCUGUUGACAAGCUCAACACUUCCGUCAAAAUGUUCUCGGACUGGAUGGUGGGAAACAAGACCAAGGACGAUCUCCCAGGUGGUGGUGGAAACUGGGUUGACGUGCGCGACUGUGCGCUCGCCCACGUUCGUGCUCUCGAGGUCAAGGAAGCCGGCGGAGAGCGGUUCAUCUGCGGUAAUGGCCCCUUCAGCGGCAACGACUACUGCGUGAUCCUCAACAAGCUCUACCCCGAUGACAAGAAGAUCCCCCAGGGUGACGCCAGCGAGGGUGCCCGCGAGAAGAUCAACAGCGAGAGCACUAUCCACGAUGGUAGCAAGUGCGCCAAGGUGCUCGACAUCAAGUACCACUCGCUCGAGACGACCGUCGAGGAUAUGGCCAAGAGCUUGAAGAGCAGGUUCGAUAUUUGA
Messenger RNA from Dioszegia hungarica, 1038 nucleotides. RefSeq names its product putative dihydrokaempferol 4-reductase. Gene Ontology annotation, molecular function: oxidoreductase activity, acting on the CH-OH group of donors, NAD or NADP as acceptor. Lineage: Eukaryota; Fungi; Basidiomycota; Tremellomycetes; Tremellales; Bulleribasidiaceae. Bases 1 to 1038 code for a protein of 345 amino acids. The record is from RefSeq and is a predicted model, not a curated record. The transcript has 7 exons.